This is a messenger RNA of Aspergillus piperis CBS 112811, 723 nucleotides long. RefSeq lists its product as uncharacterized. Bases 1 to 723 code for a protein of 240 amino acids. NCBI's taxonomy places the organism in Eukaryota, Fungi, Ascomycota, Eurotiomycetes, Eurotiales, Aspergillaceae. The record is from RefSeq and is a predicted model, not a curated record. The transcript has 2 exons.
AUGGCUUCUCAGAACUGGCGCUCUGCCAUAGGCGGCGCUGUUCUUCUGUCUACUCCCGUCCAGGCGAUCCUCCGAUCCUACGGCUUGAGCCUCGACAAAGUUGGCUCAUACACAGUCACCUACUUCAAAAACAAGUCCAGAACGGUGCGCGUCAAGCUACCGUUUAAUCCUGCUGUCGAGCAGCGGAUGGGUAUCAAAGGCUGGCAUUACAGGGUGCUUCGUUCCUCCAACUUCAAAAAGAUGCUCGUCCUUGUCCCCGAUGGUGUAAUCACCGCGGUCCAUGAGUUUAUAUAUUAUACUGAGACUGAAAAUGAUAUCGAACUCCACUUUGGAAACGGAUACCAACGUAAGGUCGAUAUCCUCGUCGGCGCAGAUGGUAAUCGAUCAAAGGUUUCACAACAGGCUUUUGGCGACCCUCACCUAUUUCACACCGGAAUUCGUCUUUGGCUCGCCUGGUGCGAUUACAUUCCCGAUAUCCCUCCCAAUUAUGGUGUUGUUUCUCAUGACUACCAGCACCAAACCAGCUUUUUUCCAAUGCUGCAUGUGGGGAAGUCCAGGUUUGAGUGGUGGGUAGUAGAGCCGUCUUGGGAGGGGAAGCCUGUCCCGGAAGACCCAAAGGCAUAUCUUAUGGAAAUUUUAGAAGACUGGGCACAGCCAAUGCCUCGUUCUCUAGUGGCCACUAACUUUGACAGGCAGAUUUAUUGCUGGGAAAUCUAUAAUUGA